Messenger RNA from Ostrinia nubilalis (European corn borer), 1494 nucleotides. Its product is annotated as homeobox protein Hox-A4-like. Gene Ontology annotation, cellular component: nucleus. NCBI's taxonomy places the organism in Eukaryota, Metazoa, Arthropoda, Insecta, Lepidoptera, Crambidae. Gene Ontology annotation, molecular function: DNA-binding transcription factor activity, RNA polymerase II-specific; sequence-specific double-stranded DNA binding. The transcript has 5 exons. The record is from RefSeq and is a predicted model, not a curated record. Gene Ontology annotation, biological process: regulation of DNA-templated transcription; central nervous system development; neuron projection morphogenesis. The coding region runs from base 178 to 1407 and encodes 409 amino acids.
UAAAAUAAUUCAGUUGUUACUAACUACUGCACGGGGCAGGUUUCGGAACGCGCGUUCCAAUUUCGAAUCGGAUCAAAAUUGGCGCGAGUGAGUGGACUCUGUUGUGAAGUGGUUUUUAAUCUGUGCAAUCGGUUUUUUUCUUUUGUUUUUGUGAGACGUACCAUGUAACGAGCCGUCAUGUCAUCCCAGAUAUUACCCCACCCGAUGUACCGCCGCGACUCCUCCGACCAAGACCGCCCUUUAGAAAUCGACCAUGAUGGCGACCAUAGCCGCUCGAGCAGCCCUAAAAACAUGAAGUAUUACAAACAGUUGGACGAGGACAAAACUAUACUGAACCAAGGCAAGAAAUCCUUUUGCAUUGACGCGUUAUUGUCGAGGCAUAUCGAGCCAGAGACGACUCUCCAGGACAGAAUGGCGCAGCAGAAGUAUUUAGCAUUAAUCCAAAACAAAAACUACAUAAACAGAUUUGAAAACUAUGACGCUCAGAUAGAACAGAAUACCAUAGACAAGUUUCAAGGGCAGAGCUUUGAGCAGAGAGCAGAGAGUCCCAGGAGUGGACAGAGCAGUCCCAGGAGUGGGAGCCCAGUGUCUGAGGAUGGGAAUCGGUCGGGAAGUUACAGUCCGCCUAUUUCCCCGGGAGUGGAGGGAGGGAAUGAGGAAUAUGAGAGCUAUAGGCCUGGCAUAAUCCCAAAACCGGGCCUCCUGCCUCAAAACCCGGCGCUGGUAGCAGCGCAAUCGGCGGCUCUCUUCAACUACCCUCAACUGUCCCCUGGUACCUUGCCCCCUGGCGCUCCCCUGCCGUCUGCCUUCCACCAUCCAGGGGACAGGGUGCUUCAUCACAUGCAGCUGGAGUGGCUGGCCAGGACUGGCAUGUUUUACCACAGGAUACCGGAGCUUGGGGGAGCCCCACACGCCCUUCUCGGCAAGACGCGGCGCCCGCGCACUGCGUUCACGUCGCAACAGCUGCUGGAGCUGGAGAAGCAGUUCAGGAUGAACAAGUACCUGUCGAGGCCGAAGAGGUUCGAAGUGGCUACCAGCUUGAUGCUCACUGAGACGCAGGUAAAAAUAUGGUUCCAAAACCGCAGGAUGAAGUGGAAACGCUCAAAAAAGGCGCAGCAAGACUCCAAAAAGGAUUCGCACUCCCACAACGAAGAAAAGAGCAAACCGAAAGAACCUCUACAGCCGCCGGAGCCUGAAAAACCUCCGCAGAACAUGGCCGCCGAUUUGACAGCUGUCAAACCUCCCGCCAUGUUGGACAGGGAAAGAAUCAUCACGUUGGAGCGAGAGAGGGCAAUGGCGGCAGCUAAUUUUAAUUCUAAUUUGGAAAACAACAGGCGAGGGAUGGUUGUGAUGAGCCAAGAUGGCGGACGGCCCGGCAUGGACAUGUUUAGGCCGUACGUGGUAUGAAAGUAAAGGUUUUAUUAGAUUGUAAUUUAUUUUUGUUGUUGUAAAUAUUAUACGAUGGUAUACUUACCACGGGUUGUACCAUCUUAC